Molecule: messenger RNA, 840 nt
Organism: Acomys russatus (golden spiny mouse)
Lineage: Eukaryota; Metazoa; Chordata; Mammalia; Rodentia; Muridae
Product: proline-rich protein HaeIII subfamily 1-like
Exons: 1
Coding region: 1-840 (279 amino acids)
Source: RefSeq, a predicted model, not a curated record
AUGAUACCUCUGCCUCCCAGCAUGCCUUUGCCAGUCUCCUCUGGUUUGGGCACUCAACAAAGUCAUCUCUCUGCCUCCCACUUUAGGUACCAGAAUGACCCUCCCAGCUGCCCUCUGUCCAGCCCAGAACUCCAAAGUGGGCAACAGGCUAGGAAGGCUGGAGGCAGACGGGAAGCCCCCCGCAAUCCCCACUGCCCACGCGUGCUUGGCGCUCCGCGCGGCCCCGCGCCGCACUGCAAAGCCCGCCCCACGCCGCCGCGGGAGAGACCGGCUCGCGGGUUUCCCGGUCAACCCCGGCGCCUCCCCCACUCUCCUCCAGACUUCCCCAGCCUCAGUGCUAUCCCUAGCGGGGGCUGGCCACUCCGCCUCCCCGCAACACAGCCCACGACGACAGCGACCCCGAGGGCAGAUCCCGACGGAACACCUCAUCCCGCGGAGCCGGCGCGGGGAGCCAUGGGCAGCCCUGGCUUCGGGUGGGCUGCGGCGAGGGGGGAAUCCACCUGCCACGCGCAUCCCGCCGCAGCCGCCGCCGCCCCGCGGGCCCAAGGCGCCGCCCCGCCGCCCUGGGAGGUGCCGCCGCAGUCCCGGUACCCCGCACACGCUGGGAGCGGGCGCACAGGUGGGAAACCCAAGAGUGGGCGCCGGGGCGCAGCCCUUCCCCGCCGCCCCGGCUCCAGACUUUGCCCGGCGCCUGCCCUUGCUAGGGCGCCGGGUCCCUGCGCAGAGGCUGCCGCGGGUCCUGGCGCCUCCAAGGCUCAGAGGCUCUGGGUGAGGGACAGCGCCACAGCCGAGUCCCUGCGCCGGCUCCUCGCCUCGCACCCCGACCCCCUGAACCCCUGA